Molecule: messenger RNA, 808 nt
Organism: Elgaria multicarinata webbii
Lineage: Eukaryota; Metazoa; Chordata; Lepidosauria; Squamata; Anguidae
Gene: LXN
Product: latexin
Exons: 6
Coding region: 16-684 (222 amino acids)
Molecular function (GO): metalloendopeptidase inhibitor activity
Source: RefSeq, a predicted model, not a curated record
CCCACAGCCGGCCCUAUGGAGAUCCCGCCGUCCCAUUACCCGGCCACCAGAGCCGCCGGGGUGGUGGAGAACUACAUCAACUACCAGCACGGCAGCCCCAACAAGAUCUUCGCCGUGCGGGAAGUGCGCCAAGCCAGCCGAGAGGACAUUCCAGGUGUUGGACAUAAAUACCGUCUGAAGUUUACAAUGGAAGAAACCCUGCAGAAAGGCAGUCCUGUGAAUUGCACAGCUGAGAUUCUUUAUCAUCAUGGUGACCCACAUGUUGCUCCGGAAGUGCAUUAUACAGUGGAAGGGGAGUUUGGGACAAAUACAGAGCAAGCCGAUAACAAAUUUUACAACAGAAUCAAGAAUCUGCCAGAACCGUUAGAGGCACAAAAUAUUCCAGACAGUUAUGGAAAUGUUUCUGCAGAAAUGGAGCCUAUUCAGCACUUAGCCUGGGUUGCCUGUGGUUACGUAGUAUGGCAGAAUUCAACAGAAGACACCUGGUACAAAAUGGCACAAAUUCAAAGUGUCAAGCAAGUGAAAAGAAAUGAUGAUUAUCUUGAAUUUUCCUAUGUGAUUUUAAUCCAUGAUAUUGUCUCCCAGGAAAUUAUUCCUUGGCAUAUGCAAGUUCUAUGGAAUCCACAGCAUGGAGUGAAAGUAACACGGAAUAGCCGCCAGCCAAAACGUGCAGCACAGGAAUAGCUGCACACCUUCAGCUCAACUCUUAAAUAGCCCUUUAAAGCAACUGUAUACAGCUAGAACAACGGCUAAGCAGGACCAGAAACUCCUUCAAUUCCAUGUAUAUUAUGAACACCAAAGCAAAUGG